GCAGAGAGGGGUGGAGGACACUGAGUGGAGGCCAGUGGAGGGAUUGGCAGAGAGGGGUGGAGGAUACUGAAUGGAGGCCGGUGGAGGGAUUGGCAGAGAGGGGUGGAGGAUACUGAAUGGAGGCCGGUGGAGGGAUUGGCAGAGAGGGGUGGAGGACACUGAAUGGAGACCGGUGGAGGGAUUGGCAGAGAGCGGUGGAGGAUACUGAAUGGAGGCCAGUGGAGGGAUUGGCAGAGAGGGGUGGAGGACACUGAAUGGAGGCCAAUGGAGGGAUUGGUAGAGAGGGGUGGAGGACACUGGUGGAGGCCAGUGGAGGGAUUGGUAGAGAGGGGUGGAGGACACUGAAUGGAGGCCAGUGGAGCGAUUGGUAGAGAGGGGUGGAGGACACUGAAUGGAGGCCAG
Messenger RNA from Staurois parvus, 402 nucleotides. Lineage: Eukaryota; Metazoa; Chordata; Amphibia; Anura; Ranidae. The record is from the annotation of a GenBank genome assembly.